AUGGCGAGCGGCAAUGAUGGCGAGAACAGGGUUACCAACCAGUCUGCUUUCGGCACACCUGAUUCUGAGUCGCAUCACGGCGAGAACGGCGUCGCAGGCGAGAAUGGCGUCGCAGGGAAGAACGGCGUCGCAGGCGACGAUGGCGUCGCGGGUUUGCCCGCCUACAUGAAGACCAUGCAGCUGUACACUGCUCUGCAAAGCCACGGAACGGUGAGCGUCGGCGACGAUGGCGUGGCAGAUCUGCCGGCCUACAUGAAGACCAUGCAGCUCUACACGGCUCUUCCGCAAAACGUAAGAAACGGUGUCACUGCAACUGCCGCUGCCGGCACGUGGGACAGGUAUGCUGUGAGGGCUUCUGCUGCCGUGCUAUGCACACCUGUGCUCGAAACCUGGGGUGGUGGCAGCGCUGGCACUGAUGGCAACGCUGCUGCUGAUCCUGCUCCUGCUGCUGCGGUUGCGGGUACCAGCAACAGUGGUGCAGUGCGCAACGGGACUACAGGGGAAUGGCAUGGGGUUGAAGCGAACGGGGUCAAUACAGCAACAACAACCCAUCAUUCCGAACAACAGCAACACGAGCAUGGCAGUGGGCAUGAGCAGGGGUCAACAGAGGGCGCCGUAUCCUCCCUACCAAGGCGCAUGAUGCUUCCAAUGGACGCCAGUGGCGGGCCGUCAUCUGUUCUUCUGCUUGUCAUCCCUCCUCAACGCGGCAUCCGCAGCACAUGUGUGAAUGGAGCAUCCCACCCCAUGCCAUCCACCCAUACUACCGCCACCAAAGGAGCCAAUUUACAACAACGUCCACUAGCCAAUGGCUUUGUGCCACAUGUCUCCAAAGCUCCCUCGGGAGCCAAUGGCGUGUCGCCAUCUGGUGACGAACCUGCCUUCUCAGCCAUGUUUGGACAUGGUGCAUCCGAGCCUAGAAUCGUCUUCUGGGGCCAUUUGUCCACCGAACCUAUUGCCGCCGAAACUGUCUCUGCCGAGCCUGUCUCUGCCGGACCUGCUUCUGCCGAACCUACUCUGGCGAGCCAGUUGCCGAACCACCAAGAUCGACCAGCGCACUCAACACGCAGCACGUCGCAGCAACCCGCUCUCUUUCUGCAGCCUCUGCCACACGCCGACCAGACAGGCCAGGAGAUGAGCGAGCGCCUGUUUGUGGAUGUGCGGCCAUCGCCCUGCCAGCACUGCCAGCAGCGGGGAGUGUUCCUGCAAGGCAGACCCAGUGGCGGCGGCACGGUGCUCUUCCACUUCUGGUUCGGUCACGGCCAGCACUAUUCGCAAGCCGUGCGUCGCUUCCGAGUCAACUCUCAGAUAUCAUCCUCCCCCUCCCCUCCCUCUCAGCCCAGUGGCAGCAGCACGGUGCUCUUCCACUUCUGGUUCGGUCACGGCCAGCGCAAGUCGCAAGCCGUUCGUCGCUUCCGCUGCCCCAUCUGCCGCACCGCAUGCGGCACUGUCAAGGUGUGUCUCCGCCUCUACCGUUUGUGA
This is a messenger RNA of Closterium sp. Yama58-4, 1479 nucleotides long. The record is from the annotation of a GenBank genome assembly. Lineage: Eukaryota; Viridiplantae; Streptophyta; Zygnematophyceae; Desmidiales; Closteriaceae.